Messenger RNA from Rhododendron vialii, 2165 nucleotides. RefSeq names its product BAG-associated GRAM protein 1. The record is from RefSeq and is a predicted model, not a curated record. Bases 370 to 1920 code for a protein of 516 amino acids. The transcript is spliced from 18 exons. Lineage: Eukaryota; Viridiplantae; Streptophyta; Magnoliopsida; Ericales; Ericaceae.
UUUAUUUCUCCUUCGGCGCCCAACAUCACCAUUACUUUCUCUCUCUCUCUCUCUACAAUGCUUGUAUAUCACUCCUCUUUACAGCACUCAAUGCCACCUCCCAAAGCUCUGCACUCCUCCUACCGGCUUCCUCCCAAUACAACAAACAAACCCCCCAUUACUAAAAAAGAAUGUGCCAAUUCGCCAACAAUUCAGAAAAAAUGAUAUUGGAGGCGGCUUUGGACGUCCUGGUGCCGUCGCUGUGGGAGGUCCAAGUCUCCGUCGCCGCCGCGGCCUUCGUCAUCGCCGCCUACUACUGGUUCUUCACUGGCGACGGAGGAGAUGACACCAAUGCCAACGAUAAAGACAAGUUCUGGACUCAUUUUGUAGAUGGGCCAGCUGAACGGAGACCAUCAGACAACUUCUACUUAUACAAUCAAGUUGCAGCUGUUGGCAGCAAAAAAACUUACUGGUGCUAACUUGAAUGGUACUUCGAAUCCUUAUGCGAUCAUCACAUGUGGCACGGAAAAGAGAUACAGUUCAAUCAUUUCUAGCACAAGGAAUCCUACCUGGGGAGAGGAGUUUAAUUUUUCUGUUGACGAGCUUCCUGUGGAGAUUAAUGUGACAAUAUAUGACUGGGACAUAAUAACGAAAAGUGCAGUUCUUGGUUCAGUGACUGUCCCUGUCGGACAUGAAGUUCAAAGUGGUGUUGUGUGGUAUAUGUUGGAUAGGUCAUCGGGGAAGGUUUGUCUCCACGUUAGAACAAUUGAACACCCACUAAAUUCUUGCAGAGUUUUGAAUGGAUAUGCUGGAGCUAAGGCUGGAAGAAUGAUUUCAGAUAAACAAGGGCAGAUGGUUGUUCAUCGAAAACCUGGGCCUCUACAAACCAUAUUUAAUCUCCUUCUAGAUGAGGUUGUGGAACAUAGUUAUUCAUGUGCACUUGAGAUGUCCUUUUUGUAUCAUGGCCGUAUGUUCGUCUCUGCAUGGCACGUCUGCUUCCAUUCUAAUGUGUUUUCGAAGCGAAUAAAGGUGGUUAUUCCAUUUGAAGAUAUAGAUGAGAUAAAAAGGAGCCAGCAUGCACUUAUUAAUCCAGCCAUUACAAUUAUUCUUCGCAUGGGUACAGGAGGGCAUGGUGCGCCUCCCUUGGGAAGUCGUGAUGGUAGACUCAGAUACAAAUUUGCAUCAUUCUGGAACAGAAAUCAAGCGGAUAGAGCUGUACAGCGUGCAUUGAAGAAUUUCUGUGCAACAGUACAAGCUGAUAAGGAAAGGGAACGGUCUGCACUUCAUGCACACAGCAGCCCUGCUAAUAUUCCUCAAGAAAACAUACCGAAGACUGUGCAGUUUCAACCCUUCAUCAAAGAUGACGUUCUAGUUGUUAUACACAAUGGUGAUUUCCCAAGCACAGCUGAGCAAUUCUUUGACUUAUUGUUUAGUGAUGGUUCAAAUUUUACAAAUGAGUUUCAUUCAGUCCGAAAGGACACUAAUGUUAAGAUUGGUCAGUGGCAUGAUGAUGUUGAGUAUGGUGGUCAAGUCAGAGAGAUCACAUUUAGAGCCCUAUGUGAAGGUUUUGUAGGACCUCCAGACACUGCAAUAACAGAUCGGCAGCAUGCUGUUUUAUCACCAGAUAAGAAACAGCUGGUACUUGAGUUCCUACAACGCGUGCAUGAUGUACCAUUUGGUUCGUACUUUGAGGUUCAUUUUAGAUGGUCUUUGGAGACAAUCUCUGAAUCCACAUGCAAGGUUGAUAUCAGAUUAGGUCCACAUAUUAAGAAAUGGUGUGUGGUUCAAUCUAGAAUUAAAUCAGAUCUACAGCGUGCGUAUAAGGAAGAUUUGGAGUUGAUGCUAAAAACAGCCCGUGCAUAUGUUUUAUCAAAGACUUCUGGAGGUUCAAUUAACAACAUUGCUUCUCCUUCCAAUAACCAUAUCCAAGAGAGUGCAUAAAACAGUUGGAAGAUUUUCGCCUUUGUAUUGCUCAUCGUGACUUUUUCCCACUCCAUUCAUAUUGUAUAUCUAGAGCAUACAGAGAUUAAUUGUAACUAAUAAUCAAAUCAAGGAAGAGUUCUUGAUCGCAAAUGCAAUUUCACCCUUUCUCCUUGCAAGCGGUGUCUUGCUACAUUUAUUUGCCGUUGAUGGUGUAGUUUCUCGAUCGAUAUUGCUUCAUCUUCAUGGAAUGGAGUUCCUUCUGA